GUCGAACAGCUACUAGAGCGCGCAGGGCCACAAUGGCUGUGAAAAUGCUAACUCUCGGCGGCUUGGUGGUUGUGACGUCACACAUGGCACUGAUGGUGGCGCGUCCAACAAGCACAGAUCGGCACAGCUCUUUGUUGGCUAUCUAUCACGCCUCGGGGUACUUGUUCUCCGGUCACCGCACCACCACCAUCUUCAUCAUCACCCGUGUGCAUCUAACUUCCGUGGCGCGUCUCCGCAUCCUUUUCUAAUUUCCCCACUGAAGAGUCCGACAUGCAAGCUCC
Messenger RNA from Tilletiaria anomala UBC 951, 281 nucleotides. RefSeq lists its product as uncharacterized. The record is from RefSeq and is a predicted model, not a curated record. Bases 33 to 248 code for a protein of 71 amino acids. NCBI's taxonomy places the organism in Eukaryota, Fungi, Basidiomycota, Exobasidiomycetes, Georgefischeriales, Tilletiariaceae. The transcript has a single exon.